This is a messenger RNA of Macrosteles quadrilineatus (aster leafhopper), 801 nucleotides long. Its product is annotated as peptidoglycan-recognition protein SB2-like. Bases 88 to 642 code for a protein of 184 amino acids. Gene Ontology annotation, molecular function: zinc ion binding; N-acetylmuramoyl-L-alanine amidase activity. The record is from RefSeq and is a predicted model, not a curated record. Gene Ontology annotation, biological process: peptidoglycan catabolic process. NCBI's taxonomy places the organism in Eukaryota, Metazoa, Arthropoda, Insecta, Hemiptera, Cicadellidae. The transcript is spliced from 5 exons.
CAUUAUUCAAUGAAUACCCUCUAAUAAAAUGUAGUACAUAUAUUUCUGAAGAAUAUCUUUUAAUUAUUGAAACAAGGAACAUCCAACAUGUCAUCAACCAAAGACCCCUACUCGCUCGGGAACCACUACGCCUUUAUACCCAGGUCUCGAUGGCGGGCGGAGCCUCCCUCGUCGACACCCCCUCCUCCUAUAGAGAACAAACCGAUACCUAAUGUCAUCUUUACCUACAACACAGGAACAAAACCAUGUCUAAUCAACACUCAAUGCGAAAAAGCCGUCAGAGACUUGCAGAAGUCUCAUAUGGUGGACCAAGAGAAACCAGACAUUGGUUACAAUUUUAUUGUCGGUGGUGAUGGUAAGGUGUACGAAGGACGAGGGUGGGACUUUCUUCCCGAAAGGAAUGACAGAUUUCCAGAGCUUUAUGGAAGAAGUGUUGAGUUUGGUUUCAUCGGAAACUACGAGAACAUUGCUGAUCUGCCUAUAAAGAAUGUACGGAAUGCUAUUGACUACAUCCGUUACUCCACUUAUGUGUUGAAGCAAGUUGCCAACGACUACAAACUUAUUGAAAGUGAACCAAAGAUAUUUGCUUCGGCUGUAGCCCCACCUCCGAGCAAUGAACCUGAACCACCCCCAGCGACUUGAAGAGUUGCCCAUCCAAAACGUCCGAGUUGCCAUAGAAUUUCUUCGGCAUUCUUCGUUCGUCACUAAGACACUUGCGUACGAUUACAAUCUUUAUGAAAGUGAACCUAGACUAUCUAUUGUAACUGACUACUGAAAAGAGCUGAUUAUUUGUAUGGAGUA